GUGACCAGUACGCAAUAGCAGGCUCGAUCUGUUCUAGCUCAUCGGCACGCGUCGCUAUAGGACGUAGAUGUUUUAGCUCUUCAGGAAACGACAUGCUGAGGCUUUCAGCACAAAGCCUGGCUGUCUAGCACAGUUCAGCAAGAUCCAGCUCUAAAAGUGUGCUGGUGUGCGUCAGAAUCUGGGGGGAGACAACGCACAAAUGCAGCUCAUCAUCCGCAGCAAAAGGCACGACCAGCCCUGACACUAACUAUUCCUUGCCCGGCUUUAAGCACGCAUCCAGUUUUAGACCUCUCUCAGCAAUCUACCUUCCUUCUUGGUCAUCCCUGGUAUCAAUCACUGGUCCGCUCACCUUUCAUGAGACUUUAUGCGCUCUCGCUGCUGGCAGUGUUCGCAUCAGGCUAUUCAGCAGCGGCACAUACAAGGCCCAGAGACUAUGAGCAUCGCGAUUACUACGCGCUCGAGCUAGCGCAUGGAGCGAAUCUUGAUGAUGUCCUCAGGAAUCUUGGCGCAACCCUCGAACAUCCCUUUGGCACGCUGCCGAAUCAUUAUAUGGUCUCUGUAGGGAAAGAGAAUGGCUUGCAUCUACAUAAGCGAGAUGAUAGGGUGCCUUACUUGAUUCCACAAUUACCACGGCAACGCGUCAAGCGAGGUGCUGUACCUCGGCAAACUGUGGAUCAGUCGGCGGUGCAGCUGGAUGAGAGUAAGGUUCUUGUUGACUUCAUCACAGGUGUACAACAGCGGCAAGAUAUUCACGAUCCGAUACUCUAUCAGCAAUGGUAUCUAUUCAAUAGGCGUGAUGCAGGGUUGGAUAUCAAUGUGACGGGUGUCUGGGAACAAGGCAUUCUGGGGAAAGGCGCCGUUGUUGCCCUGAUUGACGAUGGUAUCGACAUGAACUCGGAAGAUCUUGCGGCGAAUUACUAUGCAGAGGGUUCUUAUGACUUCAACGAUCACAACCCGGUACCGGUACCAAAGUUGUUUGAUGAUUAUCACGGCACACGGUGUGCUGGCGAAAUUGCAGCCGUACGCAAUGAUGUGUGCGGUAUUGGUAUUGCAUAUGAAGCCAAGGUUUCUGGCUUGCGCAUAUUAUCUGGUGUCAUUACUGACGGCGAUGAAGCCAUCUCCCUCAACUAUGACAUGGAAAACAAUUGGAUUUAUUCUUGUUCCUGGGGACCCACCGAUGAUGGCAAGACGAUGGAAGGUCCACAUGAUCUCAUCAAGCGUGCUAUAGUUCAUGGUGUGCAAGAAGGUCGAGGCGGCAAGGGCAGUAUCUUUGUCUUUGCAAGUGGCAACGGCGCCAUGUAUGGCGAUAAUUGCAAUUUCGAUGGCUACACAAACAGCAUCUUCAGCAUCACCAUUGGCGGUAUCGAUCGAGUCGACCGGCAUCCGUCCUACUCUGAACUCUGUGCAGCACAGCUUGCAGUCACCUAUUCAUCAGGCGCUGGUUCUUAUAUCCACACAACCGAUGUCGGUGGCAAGUGCGCCACCUCUCAUGGUGGAACAUCCGCCGCUGCACCCAUUGGCGCUGGCAUCUUUGCACUCGUCCUUGGCGAGCGUCCAGAUUUGACUUGGCGGGAUUUACAGUACUUGUGCAUGCAAACAGCCAUACCUAUGGACCUAGAAGAUACAGACUGGGAGGAUACGCCAGCUGGGUACCGAUUUAAUCACAAAUACGGAUAUGGAAAGAUGGACGCCUGGGCGAUCGUCGAAACGGCCAAGACGUGGAACUUGGUGAAGCCGCAGUCUUGGUUUAAUACCCCUAAAAUCGUUGUGGAAACACUGCUGGGUGAUGCAGAGCACAAGGAGGUCAAGUCUACCUUCGAAGUGACCCAGGAUCACCUCAAGGAAGCCAACCUUGAACGAGUCGAGCAUGUCACUGUGACGGUCAAUAUUCAGCAUCAACGGCGUGGCGAUGUGACUGUAGACCUCUACUCACCCCAUGGAAUCCGCUCAAGCUUGGCGACGAUGCGAUCAAGGGAUGUGGCAGAUACGGGCUUUGUCGAUUGGACAUUCAUGACAGUCAAACACUGGGGUGAAGAUGGCGUGGGCAAUUGGCAGCUCGUGGUUGGUGAUCAUGAGGAAAAUAGCCAAUCUGGCAAAUUUUUGGACUGGACCAUGACGCUAUGGGGCGAAUCUCGAGAUGCAACAAAGGUCAAGAAGCUCCCAAUUCCAGGCGAAGUGGUACAAGAGCCAGUGGCGACAACAUCAGCGACUGUGGAGGUCACAUCCAAGCCGACUCUGCCGAAAGUGGCGCUUCCUACCAGUACGCCCGAUAUGCCAGUGCCUGAUCGGCCGAUUGUUGAGAAACCGGAGGAAGCGCCAGCAUCGCACAACAAGGAACCGGAACCCAUGCCGACCACCAUCAUUCAGCCUCUGCCGGAUGACAUUCAAGACGAAAAGAAGCCUUUGAAAUGGUCUUCAAAGAAAGCUGUAUGGAUCUACGUGGCUGCUGCUGCGAGUGUUGCGUUCGUUCUGUUCGUGGCGCUCUUCUGGUGGCUCUAUGCACGGCGUACGCAAACCGUGUCGCGCGAAGACUAUGAGUUCAAGGAGCUGCGUGCGUCGGGCGGUCAGGCUGGUGAGCUGUACGAUGCCUUUGCAGUGAAUGACUCUGAUGAUGAAUCAAUACAAGACCUGGACGAGCUAGAUCCACUCGCCGGGAGACAUUUAUAGGACUUGGUAGAGC
This is a messenger RNA of Protomyces lactucae-debilis, 2680 nucleotides long. Its product is annotated as peptidase S8/S53 domain-containing protein. Lineage: Eukaryota; Fungi; Ascomycota; Taphrinomycetes; Taphrinales; Protomycetaceae. The record is from RefSeq and is a predicted model, not a curated record. Gene Ontology annotation, cellular component: Golgi membrane; trans-Golgi network. Gene Ontology annotation, molecular function: serine-type endopeptidase activity. The transcript has a single exon. Gene Ontology annotation, biological process: protein processing. The coding region runs from base 355 to 2667 and encodes 770 amino acids.